Messenger RNA from Phytophthora nicotianae INRA-310, 1496 nucleotides. RefSeq lists its product as hypothetical. Gene Ontology annotation, molecular function: GTPase activator activity. The transcript is spliced from 2 exons. The record is from RefSeq and is a predicted model, not a curated record. Bases 66 to 1343 code for a protein of 425 amino acids. Lineage: Eukaryota; Oomycota; Peronosporomycetes; Peronosporales; Peronosporaceae.
CUAUUUUUUGCCUCUUCGUCGCACCCCCAUAGCCUCACUCGCCAUCUCGCCCCCUACGCACCAACAUGAGUCGCUCUGGAGGCUCCCGCGCGCCUGAUGACCAGACGAAGCUCAAGAAGCAGCUCAAUGAGCUCAUGAAGCUCGAGGAGAACAAGUUCUGCGCCGACUGCGGCUGUCGUGGGCCUCGCUGGGCCUCCAUCAACCUGGGCGUCUUCAUCUGCAUCGCAUGUUCGGGUAUCCACCGCAGUCUUGGCGUCCACUUGACCUUCGUACGCAGCGUCAAUUUGGACUCGUGGACGACGGAUCAAGUGCAGCAGAUGCAGCGCUGGGGCAACGCGCGAGCCAAGGGCUACUACGAGGCGAAUGUGCCCCGGGAUUACCGUAUCCCAACGGAACAUUCGUCUGUUAGGGACAAGGAGAUGUGGAUUAGGGACAAGUACGAGCGUAAACGCUUCGUGGGCGAAGCUCCAAGGGAGAAUGAAGACCGCGGAGCGCGUAGGAAGAAGCACAGCAGCUCCGAGGAAGAGGAAGAGCCACGUCAGAGACGUAAAGAUAAGGAACGCACGAGCUCGCGUCAUGGAUCUCGUACUUCUUCAAGAGAGGCGACACCCACGCAACCAGCAGUGACGCAGGAUAUCCUGUCGUUCGACGUAUUCAGUGCCCCCGUGCCGGAGUCUAAACCUGCUGCUAGUUUAGUGGACGCUGCACCUGUUGCUGCCGCUCCGAAGCAGGACGAAUGGGCUUCUUUUGGAGGAUCUAGCAAUGCCCAGUCCGGAUUCAAGGACGCCUUUGCCCCGCAACCUCCGGCGCCUGCAGACCAACAUGUGAACAAGAUGGCCAACAUCAUGGCAAGCUUCGGAUCGUCGACGCAGCCUCAACAGCAACAGAACGCGUUCCCUCCUCAGCAGGGAAUGGCGCCGGCGCCUAUGAUGGGAAUGCAAAUGAACGGAAUGAAUGCGAUGAACGGGAUGAACAUGAUGGCACCUCGACCUAUGGGGAUGAAUAUGCCUGUGAGUAUGCCUAUGGGUGGGCAAGGAUUCAUGAACCCCAUGAUGGGACAGCCCAAUAUGAUGGGAUACCCGCCCAUGCAGAACCAAAUGUUUGGAGCUCCUCAACAGAACGGCAUGAUGAUGGGUGGCGCUCCGCAGAUGGGAUUCCAGGGCCAACCGAUGGGGAUGAACCCGAUGGGCAUGCAGAUGAACCAGGGAUUUCAGCAGCAACAGCAACAGCAACAGCAACAGCAACAGCAGCAGCAGCAGCACCAGGGAGGAUUCCAACAGCAACAGCGACCGCCACAACAGCAAGCAGGGGGACUGAACCAGUCGUUUGUUAACUUUGGUUAGGAACGUCGAGGUCGAAUGGUGUUCGAUCUUCCAUCUUUCUCCAUAGAGCAAUGACAGUCAGACUCUCCUCCUACCGGUCGAUAUCGAAAUGCAAUGGGAAUAAAUACAUACACGUUUACUUCUAAAGCUGCAUUAUUUAACCUACAGUUAGCG